AUGGCUCCAAAACACGCGGAUAGCCGACCAAGUCGCAUGGUAGUACCAUCCGACUGGAGCUUAAUCGAGCCAAUUACAGGAGAGCAAGUUGGCCGUACGAUCCGUUUAACGGGCAAUUCGUCCCCAGGUCUGGACAAGGUCACACCCAAGACGCUCCGCCGGUUCAAUGCUAAUGUGCUCGCUGGAGCCCGUAUUACGCUAGUUCCGAAGGUCCCACAUCCGACUUCACCUGAUCAACUGAGACCGAUCUCUGUGUCAUCCAUUCUUGUCCGUUGCUUCCAUAAGCUGCCAUGUCACUUGAAGGAAGAUAAAAGAAAUGAGAUACUUCCAAGUUACCCAAACCUAGACAGGAGCAGUCGAGAUGCCGAGGUUGGGUUCGAAACAAGAACAAGUUGGUCAGUAUGCCUCAGCUUGCACACCCGGCCAUUUCAAGCUCAUGCAAAAAGUGAGCGGCAUUAUAUACAAGAAUCCGAUAAGUGUGGUGGUGGUGGUGGUAUCUCUGAAGGAGCUAACUUGCUGAAAAUAUUUCGAGAGCCCAGAACCGGUUUCGCCCUUUUCGGGGUUCAUCAGGUAGAUGCAGUUCCUAGGGACGGCCUGGUGCAGCACCAUCAGUUGCUUGGGAACAUCACAAACGAGCGAUUUAGCUUGGUUCCUUGUGAGUUUCUCACAACACCAACUUUGUCUCCAAAUAACAUAAGGUUGACGGAAACUCGGGGACUUCGCCUAGCUGAUGAGCCCCAAGAACGGCGAAACCGGUCGUGGGCUGUCGAAGAAUUUCCAACAACCUUAUGA
This is a messenger RNA of Opisthorchis viverrini, 792 nucleotides long. RefSeq lists its product as hypothetical. The record is from RefSeq and is a predicted model, not a curated record. NCBI's taxonomy places the organism in Eukaryota, Metazoa, Platyhelminthes, Trematoda, Opisthorchiida, Opisthorchiidae. The coding region runs from base 1 to 792 and encodes 263 amino acids. The transcript has 6 exons.